This is a messenger RNA of Ceutorhynchus assimilis (cabbage seed weevil), 763 nucleotides long. The record is from the annotation of a GenBank genome assembly. NCBI's taxonomy places the organism in Eukaryota, Metazoa, Arthropoda, Insecta, Coleoptera, Curculionidae.
UAUUAUUGUCAUUAUGUUGCAAAAUUCCCAAAUUUAAGUAAUAAUGCAAUGGGGGUAAAUAAGAGGGCAAGCGUUUUAAGUGGCACAAUUUUUACUGAAAGAAAUGAAAAGGAGCUAAGGUUUAUCAGGGUUUACGAUCACUACAGACGAGAUUAUUUUAAAGUCCCAACAACUCCAAAAUUCUACUCCCUUCACGACUCCCAAAUCCACCGAGUAAGCCAAAAUGCAAUCAAAGAAAUCAUAGAAAACAUAAGGAUCGCAAAAGACCUUGGGCCGAGAUUCAAACGGAAAUGGCCCGAAACUACCAAUCAAAUGUACGGUUGGUUUCCGGAGCUUUUGGUAGACAUCGACAAAGAGGACUGUAGGUUUUACUUUCCGAAAAAGGAAACCGAAAUUACACAAUUUGGACUCAAGGCAUUGCAAUGUAAAAAAAAUAAACGUUAAAUGAAAUUUUAAUAAAUAAUAUUCUACAAAUUAAAAUAUAUGGCCAUCAUCAUCAAUCAGAUCUAUAUAUAAACUAAAUUUAUAGGAACUUAUCCAAAAUACUUUAUGUGUAAGAUAAUUUGCUUAAUUAUUUAUCAUUUGCUGUAUCCAGAAUACUUUUAAAAUCAGUACUUAUGUCUACGUCAUCAAAAGAAGGCUCUUUGAUUGUAGGCUUCGAUUUGGCCGGUACUAUGUUGUUGACUGAUGAUUUUGAGGUACUGGGUUGUGGUUGACUGAAUAAUUCUUCGGUACUGUCGUCAUCAUCGUCUUCUUCGUUGUU